Molecule: messenger RNA, 2335 nt
Organism: Cynara cardunculus var. scolymus (artichoke)
Lineage: Eukaryota; Viridiplantae; Streptophyta; Magnoliopsida; Asterales; Asteraceae
Product: protein KINESIN LIGHT CHAIN-RELATED 2-like
Exons: 4
Coding region: 137-2170 (677 amino acids)
Molecular function (GO): protein binding
Source: RefSeq, a predicted model, not a curated record
CAUCUUGCUUCUUCUUCCUCCUCCUUCUCUGUUCUUAUUGUUCUUCUGAAUUCAUAAAAUACAAGAGAUUUGCUUGUUUGUUCUCGAGGAAUAAUCAAUAAUACACCUUGUUUGAAUCGAAUUCAAGAUUUUUAAGAUGCCCGGAAUGGUGACCGAGAACCCGACCUCAAAUCCCAAUAGCGGAGCCCUAACGAAUGAAGUGUAUGUGCCACACAAAGAGCUUUUCGGCUACUCAUCACCGAGAAGCCCUUUGAGCACACAUAGUCCCGAAAGUGAUUCGAUGGAUUUAGGUGUCGACAGCCCUGGGGGUGUCGACACCUCCAUCGAACAGUUGUAUCAUAAUGUAUGCGAGAUGCAAAGCUCGGAUCAGUCGCCUUCGAGGUUCAGUUACUUGUCGUACGGUCAGGAAUCGCGAAUCGAUUCCGAGCUACGGUUUCUUGCUGGCGGAGAUUUCACGAGGAUCGAUAAUGGUGUUACGGAAGAGCCGAUGGUUAUGGCGGACGAGAAAGAAUUCAAAGAAUCGUCAGACAAUCCUGUUAUUGUGAAACCGAAUCAGUCUUCAAGUCCAAAAGUUCGAACACCAAGCCCGAAGAUUAAACCGCCUUCCGGUAAGAAAAUUGGAUCGAGGGGAACUCCGAAGAAACACGAAAAAGUUUUGCCGAAUGGGAACGAAGAUGCAGCGUAUGUCGGAACUUAUCUACUCAAACAAGCGCGGGAUUUGUUGUCAUCGGGUGAUAACGUGAAGAAGGCUUUCGAUUUAGCUCAACGGGCGUUGAAAUCAUUCGAAAGCUCCCAAUCCGAGAAACCGAAUUUGGAAUUCGUCAUGUGUUUGCAUAUCGUAGCUGCGUUGAACUGUAGUUUAGGGAGGUACAACGAAGCCAUUCCGUUGCUCGAGCGUUCGAUCGAGAUUCCGAGUAUGGACGAAGGCCAAAAACAUUCGUUGGCCAAAUUUGCGGGAUGUAUGCAGUUAGGUGAUGCGUAUGCGAUGCUUGGAAAUAUCGAAAAUUCGAUUCUUUGUUAUACGGCGGGUUUGGAAAUCCAGAGACAAGUUCUCGGUAAAAAAGAUGAUCGAUUCGGGGAGACCUGCAGGUACGUAGCCGAGGCUCAUGUUCAGGCAAUGCAGUUUGACGAAGCCAAGAGACUUUGUCAAUUGGCUCUCGAUAUACACCGAGAGAAUGGUUCAGCGUCUCUAGAAGAAGCUGCAGACCGGCGGCUUAUGGGGCUUAUUUGCGAUUCGAUGGGAGAUUACGAAACUGCCCUCGAGCAUUACGUUUUGGCGAGCAUGGCCAUGGCGGCAGGUGGACACGAGACUGAUGUCGCCGCCAUAGACGUGUGCAUCGGGGACGCAUAUCUAUCUAUGGUCCGUUACGACGAGGCGGUUUUCUCGUAUCAGAAAGCGCUUAACUUGUUCAAGUCGACAAAAGGUGAAAACCAUCCAUCGUGUGCUUCGGUUUUUGUCCGAUUGGCAGAUCUUUACAACAAGAUCGGGAAGUUCCGAGAAUCCAAAUCUUACUGCGAAAACGCGCUCCGGAUUUACGUGAAGCCGGUUCCCGGAUUCCCGAAAGAAGAAAUCGCUAGCGGUCUUGUUGAAGUUUCAUCUAUUUACGAGUCCAUGAACGAACUCGAUCAAGCGCUCAACUUACUCAAGAAGGCACUCAAGGCAUACGGCAAGGCGGCGGGCCAAUUGAGCACAGUGGCCGGAAUCGAGGCUCAGAUCGGAGUUUUGUACUACAUGAUGGGGAGUUAUAAGCAAUCGUAUGAUUGCUUGAAAACCGCCAUUUCGAAGCUGCGUGCGGUCGGAGAGAAGAAAUCGGCUCUUUUCGGCGUGGCGUUGAACCAAAUGGGGCUCGCGUGUGUCCAAAUUCACUCUAUAAACGAGGCUGCCGAUCUUUUCGAAGAAGCGAGAGGCAUUUUGGAGACGGAAUACGGCCCACAUCAUCCCGAUACACUCGGCGUUUAUAGCAAUCUUGCGGGAACUUAUGAUGCCAUGGGCAGGUGGAACGAUGCGAUCGAGAUACUAGAAUAUGUUGUCGGGAUGCGAGAGGAGAAGCUCGGGACGGCAAACCCGGACGUGGACGACGAGAAGCGGAGGCUGACGGAGUUGCUGGACGAAGCCGGUCGGAAUCGGAACAAGAAAUCGCUGUCACUUGAAUUCCUUCUUGAGGCCUAAUUUCGUUUUCAAGAACUGGUUUGAAUUGAAUAUGGAUAGAACGUCGUCGUAAUGUUAGUGUUGGAAUCUCGUUUUCCAUUGUUGUUAUACCAAAUCCUGCUGUUAGAUUAUGCUUUUACUCCAAUUUUGUGUUAAAAUGAAUAAAUUGGAAUAUGUGAUUUAUGA